This is a messenger RNA of Schistocerca nitens (vagrant locust), 1092 nucleotides long. RefSeq lists its product as uncharacterized. Gene Ontology annotation, biological process: mitotic cytokinesis. The record is from RefSeq and is a predicted model, not a curated record. NCBI's taxonomy places the organism in Eukaryota, Metazoa, Arthropoda, Insecta, Orthoptera, Acrididae. The transcript is spliced from 2 exons. Bases 22 to 1092 code for a protein of 356 amino acids.
AAGACACAGCAUUCUGCAGACAUGGCCGACGAAGACGUCAGCGCGCUCGUCGUGGACAACGGCUCCGGCAUGUGCAAGGCGGGCUUCGCCGGCGACGACGCCCCUCGGGCCGUGUUUCCCUCCAUCGUGGGCCGGCCUAGGUACCAGGGCAUCAUGGUGGGCAUGGGCCAGAAGGACAGCUACGUGGGCGACGAGGCGCAGUCGAAGCGAGGCGUGCUGACGGUGAAGUACCCGAUCGAGCACGGCAUCGUCACCAACUGGGACGACAUGGAGAAGAUCUGGCACCACACUUUCUACAACGAGCUGCGCGUCGCCCCGGAGGAGCACCCCGUCCUGCUCACCGAGGCGCCGCUCAACCCGAAGGCCAACCGCGAAAAGAUGACGCAGAUAAUGUUCGAGACGUUCAACACGCCGGCGAUGUACGUGGCUAUCCAGGCCGUGCUGUCGCUGUACGCAUCCGGAAGGACCACUGGAAUCGUCCUGGACUCUGGUGACGGCGUGUCCCACACCGUGCCCAUCUAUGAAGGGUACGCGCUGCCGCACGCGAUCCUGCGUCUGGACCUGGCCGGGCGCGACCUCACGGACUACUUGAUGAAGAUCCUGACUGAACGCGGCUACAGCUUCACGACGACGGCCGAGCGCGAGAUCGUGCGCGACAUCAAGGAGAAGCUGUGCUACGUGGCGCUCGACUUCGAGCAAGAGAUGGCCACCGCCGCCGCCAGCUCCUCCCUCGAGAAGUCCUACGAGCUGCCGGACGGCCAGGUGAUAACAAUCGGCAACGAGCGCUUCCGAUGUCCGGAGGCGAUGUUCCAGCCGUCGUUCCUGGGCAUGGAGUCCUCUCCAUUGUUGCAUUUGGGUCACCACCAGGGAGGGACCACAAUGGCAACACUGGAACCAACUGCAGCCUCUGGUGCCCUCUCCACCACUGCACAUCCAGCAGGCCAGCCUCCAGUCAGUCUGCUCCAGCCUCAGCUUCCAAACAAUCUGCUCCAGUUUCAGCUGGGAUUAGCGACAAGAAUUUGCAAACCUCACCAGGUGGCAGCAUCACACAGGUUGGGACUGGACUGGGAGAAAUUGGGUGACGACAUUUAG